Ostertagia ostertagi is the source of this 540-nucleotide messenger RNA. The record is from the annotation of a GenBank genome assembly. Lineage: Eukaryota; Metazoa; Nematoda; Chromadorea; Rhabditida; Trichostrongylidae.
AUGCCUACAACAUCGGCGAAAUUUACUAUGAGGUCAGAACUUUGCUUGUCAUUCGACUCUCAACUAAAAUACUGCAGGCGAACGGGAAGGCGAAGACCACGGCUGCUCAUUGUGGCGUUGUACGAGCUGUGGGAAGGAGGCUCAAAGGGUCUCCUUGGCAGAAGAGUCAUCGACAGGGAUGAAACGGAUGACAUUGAAAGUGUUCGGAUAGAAGUUCUUCAGAACGCUGGGCACUGGUUCAAAAGAUUCGAUCUCGACACGUUGGUCGACGCGAAAGAAGUGCUGGCUAACGGACGCCCUGCUUCCUAUUUCGACUAUUUCGAUGGGCCACCAGAACUCGAUUUCACCUACCAUGACGGCCAAACCAAUAGAAAAUGCAAUCCAUCAGUCGAAUGCUGUCUCGUGAAGCAUUACGUGAACUUCACCGAAAUCGGAUGGGACAAAUUUAUUCAAUACCCGGUUGGUUUCUAUGCUAAUUAUUGCAUAGGGCCUCCCCACCUGAAGUGCCCACAUGAAAAUCCAGAAGUUGAAUACAUACUC